Molecule: messenger RNA, 1281 nt
Organism: Lachancea mirantina
Lineage: Eukaryota; Fungi; Ascomycota; Saccharomycetes; Saccharomycetales; Saccharomycetaceae
Source: the annotation of a GenBank genome assembly
AUGGUAGUCGAUACGACGUAUUACGACCUAUUGGGCGUUUUGCCAGAUGCCAAAGAUAUAGAUAUCAAAAAAGCGUACCGAAAGAAGUCGAUACAGGAGCAUCCUGACAAGAAUCCCAAUGAUCCGUCAGCUACGGAAAGAUUCCAGGCGAUUUCGCAAGCGUACCAAGUUUUGAGUAGCCAAGAGCUGCGUGCGAAGUACGAUAAGUUUGGCAAAGAGGAAGCGGUACCCAAAGAAGGGUUUGAAGACGCUGCGGAGCAAUUUUCGAUGAUUUUUGGUGGUGAUGCGUUCGCAUCAUAUAUCGGGGAGCUGACAUUGCUGAAAAAUCUGCAAAAGACGGAGGAAUUGAGUGCGGAGGACGAGCUCGAGAAGAAGGAGGAAAAGGAAAAAGCCGGAGACACUGCUGCGCAAGAGGUUGGUGAAAAGUCUGCCAGCGACGGUGCAGCGAGUCCGGAAGUGGCAGCUUCGAAAGUGUUGUUGACAGACGGAGCUGCUGCCGAGGCGGCUGCUACGACGCAGAAGAAGUCUGAAGACGAGAAAUCCAAGAAAAAGACGAAGCUUGAAGCGUUUGAAGAAGAACAGCGCUUAGAGAAGGAGAAAACCAUCGAAGAACUUGCCAAAACACUUAUAGGGCGACUGUCCAUUCUCACCGAAAGCGCUUACGACCAACCGUGCAAGGACUCCUUCGAGAAAAAAUUUGAAGAAGAGGCCAACAUGCUUAAAAUGGAGUCGUUUGGGCUUGACAUUCUGCAUACAAUUGGUGAGGUGUACUGCGAAAAGGCACAAAUCUUUCUGAAGUCUCAAUUGGUGUGGGGGUUUGGCGGUGUGUUCCAUUCUUUGAAGGCCAAAGGCGGAGUUGUAAUGGACACGUUGAAGACGGUAUCUGCCGCCCUGGACGCCCAAAACACAAUGCAGGAGCUGGAAAAGCUGAAAACAGCAGCAGAAUCCAAAGACGUGUUACGAGACGAAAAAGGUCACGAAAUACCCAAACCUUCUGCAGAAGAAGUGGCUCAGUUCGAACAAUUGCUGAUGGGUAAAGUCUUGUCAGCCGCUUGGCACGGAUCCAAAUUCGAGAUCAUGUCUACGCUUCGCGGUGUCUGCGACAAAGUAUUAACUGACGACACUAUCGACAGACAUUCGAAAGUAAGAAGAGCACAGACGCUAAACUUGCUUGGGAAGGUGUUCCGACGGGCGUACCGCACCAAAGUGGAGCAAGAAGAGGCCCAAGUCUUUGAGGAACUUGUGGCAGAUGCAACGAAAAAGAGGAGCAAGCACAAAUAA